This is a messenger RNA of Naegleria fowleri, 2109 nucleotides long. RefSeq lists its product as uncharacterized. Lineage: Eukaryota; Heterolobosea; Eutetramitea; Acrasida; Naegleriidae. The coding region runs from base 1 to 2109 and encodes 702 amino acids. The transcript has a single exon. The record is from RefSeq and is a predicted model, not a curated record.
AUGAAAGGCUUCAACAACAGCAGCAGCACUAACAACACUCCAAAACUCGGUGGUACCAAUUCUCAACAAGACAUGAGUUCCACCACUUCCUCUCCUCAACUCUCCUCUCCUUCUCUACCAUCAAGAAGAAGACAAUCCACUGCUUCUGUCAAAUCCAAUUCAGUUCAUUUCAGCAAUGAUCAUCACAACCCCUCUGAUAUUGCUGCCGAUCAAAGCAAUUCUCCCAAUCCCAAUCAAGUUAUUCCAAGUGGACAACCCAAGAAACUCAGAAAGCAAAUCAAUACCACUGCCUUCAAACAGAAUUACUUUGAGUUGGAUUUGACUUCAUCGAGUGAGGCUAAACUUUUACAGUUUACUCCCGGAAUGGAAAAGAAGAAGAAGGCUUCUUCUCGAUCCAGAAGUAGUUCAUCAGCAGCCAGUUCCUCUCAACAACAACAACAACAACAACGAAGAAAAUCAGAUGCAACCAACACGACCAAGAAGAGAAAGAAGCCCUCGAAGAAUUCAUCGGAUGCCUCUGAACAAGAGGAUGAAGAGAGUUGCAACAACUCUGAUCAUCAUGAGGAAAAUCUCUCUUCUCCAAAUUUAGAAGGUAGUAACAAGAGACGUAAUUCCACUGGUUCCUCUCUCCUGACAAUGAGUACCUCAAACGUUGCUUCUAAUACUACUGCUAAUACCACUACUUUGAACGUUCCUUCCUCUACCUCAUUCAUGUAUUCUCAACCACAAUCACAACAACAAACACAACAACAUACUCUCUCUGAUCCGAUGACAUCAAUGAUCAAACACAAACCCAUCUACAAUGAAUACAACAAGAAGCUCUACACAGCUCGAGAAGAUACUGCAUUCUCCAAUAUCUUUACCACUUCAACUACUUCCUUUUCAACCUCCUCCGUUCCAUCAUCAUUGAAGAAAGCCAAUAUUCAACUUCCAUCCUCAGGCUCAUCAACCAUCAACACCACCACUCUAGCCGAUCAAGGCUCCAACAAUGUGGGUGUUCUCUCCUCCAUUCUCUCAUCCAAUUCUUGCAUUGCUGCUGAAUCUGGCACCAAGAUUGAAAAGUUGAUGAAUGAACCCAUGCCUUUGAUCUAUUAUUUGAAUGCCAUGAGUAGCAAGAAGGAAGAAUUACAACACCAACAAAACUCUACCAGUAGUAACCAACACCAAACCAACACCAACACCACCUCCACUUCCACCUCCACUGCUACAACAUCAAGUAAGGCAAGUAGCUACAUCACUCUCGAUCAAGGAAACGCUGCAGGACUAUCCGUGAUGAAUCAUAACCAACAACAACAACAACACAUGAACACUCUUCCCACUGGUUCAUUCCAUUCCGGCCACUAUUCCUUAGCAGCAAGUUCCUCCAACAUGAUGAUGAUGAAUAUGAACCACAACAACAACUCCUCCAACCAGGUCGACCUGAUGCAAAUGAUCUUGAAUCAACAACAACAACAAGACACCUCUAUGGACAUUCCAAUGAUGAGUUUCAGUUUGAUGGACGCAGAACACAUCAAUGAAUUGCAAAGCUUGUUGAAUGAACUUGAGUCUCAUUCCUCGUCAUCAGUGAUGAAUUCUUCCAAUGUUGCAGCUGCAAGAAACUCUUCAGAUGCUUCUGCUGUUGUUCAUCAACAACAAAUUCCAAACACCUCCAUGGAUUCCUCUUCCUUCCAACAAUUAUGCUUUAGCAUUUCUCAAAGUGCCAAGAAUGGUGCCAACCUUAAUAAUGUGAAUAACAACACUUCAAAUAGUAACUUUUUUAACUCGGAAAUGAACGGUCCAUGGGAUGAAGACAUUUUGAACACAAUGCAGCAACAUCAACAACAACAACAACUGGUAUUGCAACCUUCUUCAUUUUCCACCUCGACUGCUCCUCCAACAACAACAAACUUUUUGGAUGAUGAAACAUUCCAACUUGGCAUGAAUAUUAAUCAAUGCAACAAUUUUGAUCCCUUGUUCAACUUGGACAAUCUGUAUAGAGCCAUUACGUCGUCAUCAAACGCAACAAGUGCUGCUGGUAGUGAGGCCUCCUCAUUCUCAUACAAUCAAUUCGAUCUGUCAGAGCAACUUCAGUCAAAAUCCGCAGCUGGAAGCAUGUUUUUCUUUGAGUGA